Molecule: messenger RNA, 5262 nt
Organism: Diachasma alloeum
Lineage: Eukaryota; Metazoa; Arthropoda; Insecta; Hymenoptera; Braconidae
Product: leucine-rich repeat protein soc-2 homolog
Exons: 1
Coding region: 150-1985 (611 amino acids)
Molecular function (GO): protein phosphatase 1 binding
Source: RefSeq, a predicted model, not a curated record
CCAAAUAAAAAUUCUCAGCAAAAAAGCUCACCCUCGGUAAAAUGCCUCAAUCUCUCCGAUAAAAUUGAAAAUAAAAAAUUGUCGAGCCCAGUCCCCUCCCCCGCCCCGACGAAUGUCGAUCCCCCCCUCCCCCCGGUUGUCCUCGUAUUAUGAAAAAAACGAGUAAACACCGUGCGGGUGUGGGUACUAUAACAUCAGUGUGCCUGUCCGAGGGCAAAUCGGACAGAGCGUCCCCCCAGGAUCACCUGUCGCCCUACUACAUGAAAGAGCAGGACAUCCCCGAGUACUUGGAGGGCUGCGGUCUGACGACCUGUUCCUCGGCAAGCGAAAUGCCGGAGUCAGUGGUGGAGGUCCUCACCAAGGACCCCCACAAGGAGAAGAAGCUGUCGACAGCGUCGAUAGGCCCGUCAGGUGACACAAAAAAAACGGUGACAGUUAAGCAUCCAGAGUCCAACAAGCCGAAGCCCACAGCGAAGAAGUGCAAGCCCAUUCAGGCGGACCUGGACGUCGCCAAGGAGUUCAUCAGGUGUCGGGACGAGUGCGUGACACGACUGGACCUCAGCAAGUCGAGCAUCACAAAUCUGCCGGGUUCAGUUCGAGAGCUGACGAAUUUACAGGAAUUCUAUCUCUACGGGAAUAAAUUGGUGACACUCCCAGUGGAGAUUGGCUUCCUGACGAACCUGAAGACCCUGGCGCUCAGUGAGAACUCGCUGACGAGCCUGCCGGACUCCCUGGAGAACCUGCGCUCCCUGAAGGUCCUGGACCUGAGGCACAACAAGCUGAACGAGAUACCGGAGGUCGUUUACAAGCUCACCGCCCUCACCACCCUGUUCCUGCGGUUCAACCGGGUGAGGUACGUCUGCGACAAUAUCCGAAAUUUGACGAACCUCACGAUGCUGAGCCUCAGGGAGAACAAGAUCAAGUCCCUCCCCGCGGGGAUCGGCAAGCUCGUUAACCUCAUAACUUUCGACGUUUCCCACAACCACCUGGAGCACCUCCCCGAGGAGAUAGGCAACUGCGUCCAGCUGUCGACGCUGGACCUCCAGCACAACGAGCUGCUGGACAUUCCAGAGACAAUCGGCAAUCUCGUGGCGGUGACGAGGCUGGGGCUCAGGUACAACAGGCUGUCUUGCAUUCCCAAGUCAUUGGCCAACUGCAAGCUGAUGGAUGAGUUCAGCGUCGAGGGGAAUCAGGUCUCGGUGCUGCCUGAGGGGCUGCUCUCCUCACUCUCAGACCUGACGACUAUCACCCUCUCCAGAAACUCAUUCUCCGCUUACCCCUCGGGGGGGCCCUCCCAGUUCACCAAUGUCGACUCGCUGAAUAUGGAGCACAAUCAGAUCGACAAAAUCCCCUACGGCAUUUUCUCGAGGGCCAAGAACCUCACCAAGCUCAAUAUGAAGGAGAAUCAGCUGACUGCUCUACCCCUCGACAUUGGCACCUGGGUUAACAUGGUCGAGCUCAACCUCGGGACUAACCAGCUCACAAAAAUUCCGGACGACAUUCAGUGUCUUCAGAACCUCGAGAUUCUCAUACUUUCCAACAAUCUACUCAAGCGGAUACCAGCGAGCAUCGGCAGCCUCAGGAAGCUCAGGGUUCUGGAUCUCGAGGAGAACAAGAUCGAGUCGUUGCCGAAUGAAAUUGGCUUUCUGAGGGAUCUCCAGAAGCUCAUUCUCCAGUCAAAUCAGGUCACCUCACUGCCACGCGCCAUUGGGCAUCUGUUGAAUCUGACGCAUUUGAGUGUCGGUGAGAAUAAUCUCAAUUAUCUGCCCGAGGAGAUUGGCACACUCGAGAAUCUCGACUCACUCUACGUUAAUGAUAACGCUAAUCUGCACAAUUUGCCGUUUGAACUGGCACUUUGUACGAAUUUGAGUAUUAUGAGCAUUGAGAAUUGUCCGCUGUCCAAGAUACCUCCGGAAAUUGUUGCUGGGGGUCCGUCCUUUGUUAUUCAGUUUCUUAAGAUGCAGGGGCCCUACAGGUCUAUGUAAUAAAGGGAGGACUUCGAGGAGAAUGGGACACGCGGCUGCAGGUGGAUUGCCAUGAGGUGUUGCGGGAUUGUCACCGAGUUUUGGGGGACGUUCUGCAAGAGGAGGGCGAGGGACAAGGACUCCGUGUCCGUGGUAGAGCUGUGAUUCUUCCUCGAAGCCUUUAUCACGAGCAGUUUUUUUAUUCAAUAGAGGGGCAAUUUUUUGUUUGUGCUAACUGUGGACGCAGUCGUGGGGUUGUCAGGUGCAGGUGCAGUAUGCGUUAAUUCUCACGAUUUUCAGAUUACACUCGAUCUCAGGAUUCAUUAGCCAGAAUGUUUUUUUUUCCUGGUGCGAUCGGUAUUUUGGGCUCUAGGGGAAAUUUUUAUCGGGUAAAUGCUCCUAAAAACAGGAAUUCCCAGAAAAUUUAGAAAAAAAUAUCAUGUCACUUCGUGAGGUGAAGUCACAGCAAUUUUAAUGAAAUAAUUGAGGGGCAGAAUGGGACAGUCUUUGUCGAGAAAAAAUUUUUUUUGAACAUUUGACGAGUUGUUUGUGCAUACAACAAAUUUUUAUCCAUCUUGCCCUUCGUCGAAUUGCAAUUGCAAUGAUGAGAAACAAUUUUCCCAGGGAACAAUUUUUCGGGAUGACGACAAAUUGGUCAAAUUAAAAUGGAAAGAAAACAUCUGGCUUUUAAUGAAAAAUAUAAUCAACUUUUUAUCGAAGGACUGUGGUUUUAAAUAAUAAACUCCUCUCAUGGUGCCAAGUACGUGUUUCAAUGUGAGAAAUGAUUUUCAAUUGAUUAAAAUCAUCGAGCCAUCAGCACCGUCCUGCGUGAAACGCAGUUAUCUGUAGAAAUAUUAACUUCACUUAUCUCUCAUCAAUUGGAAGAGAUUCGAUUAGAAUAUCAAUCAUCGAGAAUUCUCCAAUCCUCGUGGAUUCUUUUUGUCAUUUUGUUGCACCUCUGGAGCUUUCUAUCAAUUCUUCACAACUGUACAACAAGAUUCUGCCGAAAUACAACAAUUACGCGUUAUUAUACGUUUUCGUGUGUUCAAGUGAACUUUUCGUUUAUUUGGAUAAUCGACGCAAAUUAAUAUUCCCUUCAUGAGAAACGUAGUCUACAUCGUGGCGCAGAUCGGAGAUGCAAGUAAAUUAUGUCAAUGUUACAUCAUAUUAAGGAUUAGAAUAAUGAAUUGAUGCACGGAGGCAACUAUUGACAGCAAUUGAAUAGUGAGAUUAAUUCAAAAAAUAUCACGGAAUUCAAGGGAUGAGGGACUCUUUGAAUAAUUUGAUGAGAAAAUGGAGAAAUAAAAAAUACAAUUGAAAUAACUAAAUAACACUAGCCGUUACACUAGCUUCAAGACAAAUAUUUUGUUAUACGAUGAUGCAAGCCAUUUUUCUAUAUGUACCUGCAUUUUAAAUAAAUCGUUGAUCACGCUGAAAUAAAUGAAAAGGUGAAGAAAAAAUCGUAAUUAAAAUUGUUGACUAAAACGAGCCUUACCUUCUAAAGUUAGGAGAUAUUGAGAUGGAGAAACUUAAAAUGGAGGAGAAAUAUAUUAUAGAUAUAUAUAUAUAAUGAGAGUGAGAUAUUAUGGAAGAGAAUGAGACGGGAAAAAUGUGUCGAGGUUUAGGGGAGGAUAGGGCGGGGAAAGCGGGAUAGUCCAAUUUUGCACAAAAAAUUAGAAAUUUCUUAAAAAUGUGGGAAAAUAAUUUAUUAAAAACGGAUAAUGAGUGCACGAAACUCAGUGAUCAGGGUUCCACCACUUCUUAUUAUGGCACAAUUCAUCAUUCCAUUUUAUUAUGACACAAUUCAUCACAAAUCUAUUCAUCACAGUUAUAACAUAACAUUUUUAAAUACAUUACCAAUUGCCAACACGUUUGGCUCAACAUAAAAAUAGUAUCAAAAACAUGUGGAACGAUAUAAACACACAUCUUUCAAGAAAUUAUUGAAUUAAAUGAAUCAACUGAUUCGUCACAAAACACCAUAAUCAAUAUAUUGAUUGCCAUUUCGGGCAACUACUCACCAUUAGAAAUUGAAUUUAUAUGUAGAAUUGAUUGAUUAGAAAAAAUAUUAUUUAUAUAAUGAAUAAUGCUGUGAGGAGUUUCUCAUGUGAUGAGCAGCGCUGUGAUGAAUUUUAGUGAUGAAACGUGCCGUAAUAUCACACAACUAAUAAGCAGAGGUGAUACCAGUGAUCAAGUGAUAGACUAAAGGUUUAAUGAGCUUUUCCAAUCGUUUUUGAGAUAUGAAAUAAAUAUGAAAUCUUAGUAUAGAACUUCUUCUAGGAAAUUUAUGAGAAUUUAUGGAUCAGAAUCCGUGUAAAAUGGUCGUAUCUCCGCUGAUCUUCCAGAUAUUGAUAAAAGAACUGUUGAAAACAAAAGCGGUAAUAUUAAUUUUUUUCAGUGGAAUUUUAGACCUCUAUAUACAUUAAUAACAAUUUUCAGUGUUUUUCGAAUUUUCAACUAUCCCAUUUUGCCCCGUGAACCAAAUGACGAUAAUCGAUUGCUCUAACAUGUGCAAAAUCAUGGUAUCCCAUUUUGCCCUACCCUCCCCUAGUGUCUUUCGUCCCCAAUUGUGAGGAAUUUCUCGAGGAGAUAAUUCAUUAUUCCCCUGCUGAAUGGAUCAGUUAAAUGGUUUAUUUCAGAUGAUUUUUCUCGAAUUAACAUUUUAGCUAUUAUUUUUGCAGUCUUCGCAGUGCGAAUUAAUCAGCAUUCGAUUGAAUAAAUCAGUAACUAAGGUUCAAUUUUAAGGGUUCUGCCUUUUAUUCUUCGGAUUUUUUCAUAUUUUUCACACUGUAAAUUGACAGAAUUGAAUUUUUGAAUUUGCAAUUUAAGGCGGAAGGGGAUGGACAAAUAUUCUUGUCUUUGGUUUUUGAUGGAUCUUACAAGUGUCUCCUUAAUUCUUCAAAUGGUACCACAAGUUACAUGUUCAUGAUACCAUAGACAGAAUAAUGCACGAUAGAUGUUUCCAAUUGUGGAAAAAUGCAAAAGUCCAUUGAGUUGUGCCAUUUACAUUCGGUUGUUAAUUGUUGUCAUAUUAAUUUAACAAAAACUCCAAAUGGAUGAAUAUUACAAUGAUGUUGAAAAAUGGUCUUGAAUGAUCACGUGGUGAAAGCCAUGUUUCCUGAAUUAUAAUCCUGUUGAUGAGCCCCAACUGGCGACACAACAAUGUCUGUAUAAUUUUAAUGGAAAUGUAAUGUUAAUGUAAUUCAGUGUAUAUUGAAAAAAAUGAAAUCAAUAUAAAUAAGAGAUGAAUAUUACUGUAUAAAUAUUUCUAAAUACACAAAAUGUAAUGAGCAGAUGCAGA